UUGAGACUACUGCAUUUCCAUCGAAGUGGCUCUUGAUGACGCUGUAGCCACUAGCGAGUCUGAAGAAGUCACAAACACCUUGAUAACUCUGCGGAUGAGAUCAAGGGCUCCCUCUUUCGUCUUUGGCAGCACACGUCUAAACUAGAUUUAACCAGGAAAACACAUUCAGGAGCCUAGUUUACCAACACUUCAGAGAUGCCUCUUUUUCGGCCAACAAGAUUAAGUAUGACUUUAAAAAAAGUCAUUAUCGCAAAAGUCAGACCAGAGAAUGGUAUUGCUUGUAAAGGUUACUGCACUCCCCUUGCCAUUCCAAAUACCAGGAGCGAGAGAAGGCUAACUUUGGGACCGUUAAAUGUCUUUAAUUCCUGGACAGCGACUGCACAGCGUGAGUUGAGAGUUCUCUCAUCUUUGUCAACAACUAACGAGCAACAAUGUAACAGAACAUUAACAACAAACAACAACGCAUACGACGAAGCUUUCAGAACAGCGAGGAAUGACCCUGAACAGUUCUGGGGUGAAGCAGCACAGAAUGUAACCUGGUUUGAGCCAUGGAGCCGAACAAUGGACAAUGGGGACGCCAUAUUUCCAAAGUGGUUCGCCGGGGGGAAGUUGAAUGUUUGCCACAAUGCGGUGGAUCGCCAUGUCGAGAGCGGACGAGGAGAUCAACCGGCCAUCAUUUAUGACAGCCCAGUGACUGGAACUAAGCAGACCAUCACUUUUAGAGAACUACAGGAACAGGUGUCCAGGCUGGCUGGGGUCCUGGUGAAACACGGGGUGUGGAAGGGCGACCUGGUGGUCAUCUACAUGCCCAUGGUGCCCCAGGCCAUGUUCACCAUGCUAGCCUGUGCCCGGAUCGGAGCCCCGCACAGCCUCAUUUUUGGGGGAUUCGCCUCCAAGGAGCUGUCUGUCCGCAUCGACCAUGCCAAGGCCCCCGGUAGCACACUGUGUGAAUGCUGUGUCUUCCAGCCCAAGAUGAUAGUGACGGCCUCCUUUGGCAUUGAGCCUGGCAGGAGAGUGGAGUACAUUCCCCUGGUGGAGAAAGCCCUGGAGCUCAGCUCUCACAGUCCCUCCAAGGUCCUCAUCUACAACCGGCCCGGCAUGGAGAAGGUGUCCAUGCACCCUAACCUCAGUCUGGACUGGGAGGAGGAGAUGUCCACUGCACGUCCUCAUGACUGUGUGUCUCUCCCUGCCAGCCAUCCUCUAUACGUCCUCUACACGUCUGGGACCACCGGAGCUCCUAAGGGCGUUGUCAGGGAUACUGCUGGGUACGCUGUAAUGUUGACGUGGACCAUGGAAAACAUUUAUGGCCUCAAGCCUGGUGAAGUAUGGUGGGCAGCGUCUGACCUGGGCUGGGUAGUGGGCCACUCCUACAUCUGCUACGCCCCUCUCCUCCACGGCAACACCACCAUUCUAUACGAGGGCAAGCCUGUUGGGACACCGGAUGCCGGGGCGUUCUUCCGCGUGCUGUCAGAGCAUGGUUGUUCCUCCAUGUUCACCGCGCCCACUGCCAUCCGAGCCAUCCGCCAGCAGGACACCCAUUCCGCCAUAGGGGCUCAGUACCCCCUCACCAGAUUGAAGAGCCUUUUCUUGGCUGGAGAGCGCUGUGACGUAGAGACUCUGAACUGGGCCAAAAGGAGCUUUGGCGUGCCUGUACUGGACCACUGGUGGCAGACUGAGAGUGGCUCAGCCAUCACGUCCUCCUGUAUUGGCCUGGGAAACUCUCUGUCUCCCCCUGCUGGUCAGGCUGGCAAACCCGUUCCAGGAUACAAUGUCACAGUGAUCGACGAUGAUAUGCAGGAGGUGACGCCAAGGACCCUGGGAAAUAUUGUGGUGAGGCUGCCACUACCACCAGGAGCAGCUUUAUCUCUGUGGCAGAACCAGGAGCUUUUCAAGGAGCUCUACUUCACCAAGUUCCCUGGUUUCUAUGACACCAUGGACGCAGGCUACGUGGAUGAGGAGGGUUUCCUGUACAUCAUGUCUCGCUCUGAUGAUGUCAUCAACGUGGCGGGCCACAGGCUGUCGGCAGGUGCGCUGGAAGAGUCUGUCCUGCUGCACCCCGGGGUGGUGGACUGUGCUGUGGUGGGUCUGGAGGACUCCCUGAAGGGCCACGUCCCCCUGGCUCUGUGUGUUCUCAGAAACGACCUAAAGAAGAGCCAGGGAGACGUGGUGAAGGAGAUUGUGAGCCUGGUCAGAGAGACCAUCGGGCCCGUGGCUGCUUUCAGGAAGGUGCUGAUUGUCAGAGGUCUCCCAAAGACCCGCUCUGGGAAGAUCCCCCGCUCCUCCCUGGCUAACCUGGUCAACUGGAAGCCAUACACGAUAUCCCCUACCAUUGAGGACCCAGAUGUGUACAAGGACAUUGAGAAGAUGGUGAAACAGGAGCUGAGACCUGCUGGACAGUGACUCUCUAACCCUCCACCUGGGCUGCAGACAUUGCAGAGUCUACCAUGAAGGGUUGACUAGAACUGUUCUUGUGACUAGACAGAAAACAGCCAGGUUGCAAGAGCUGUAUGUACUUUAGCCUACUCCUCUGACUUUUGUUGGCAUGACAACGAACAUGGCACAACAGGAGUUGACUAUAGCACAAGCAGAUUUGCAAACCGGUCACAGUGUAUCUUCACUAUUCCACUGAAGACACUCCCAAUUGUAGACUGAACAGUUGCACUGUCUAACAUUACCCAAAGGGAACAGUCAUUCUGAGAGAUGGGUGUCACUACCUCUGUGUGGGGGUGACAUUGAAUAGCCAGGACAAGAAAUGACAUGAAAUAACUUGAUGGUAGACCUUGAACAGUGGUUAACAAUAUCGUGAAAAUGUGAAGUAUAUUUACCACUGUGAAAUAAAAUGUGAAAAAACUUGG
Messenger RNA from Oncorhynchus tshawytscha (Chinook salmon), 2855 nucleotides. It is a transcript of the gene acss3, whose product is annotated as acyl-CoA synthetase short chain family member 3. The record is from RefSeq and is a predicted model, not a curated record. NCBI's taxonomy places the organism in Eukaryota, Metazoa, Chordata, Actinopteri, Salmoniformes, Salmonidae. The coding region runs from base 196 to 2400 and encodes 734 amino acids. The transcript has 16 exons.